Messenger RNA from Drosophila eugracilis, 2752 nucleotides. RefSeq lists its product as uncharacterized. Gene Ontology annotation, biological process: autophagy of mitochondrion; regulation of apoptotic process; protein phosphorylation. Gene Ontology annotation, molecular function: ATP binding; protein serine/threonine kinase activity. The coding region runs from base 508 to 2622 and encodes 704 amino acids. The transcript is spliced from 6 exons. NCBI's taxonomy places the organism in Eukaryota, Metazoa, Arthropoda, Insecta, Diptera, Drosophilidae. Gene Ontology annotation, cellular component: mitochondrion. The record is from RefSeq and is a predicted model, not a curated record.
CAUCGAUUUAUUUCCAGCUCUAAUUUUUGUUAAAUAAACAUUUAGGUGUGAAAUAUUUUUACCAAUAUUGUAUAUUUGGCGCAACGCAUUGGAUUGCAAAUGCAAUAAGUCUAGCCAAGUUGGCUUUCGUAAAUUAUCCGUUACGUUCAGUUUAAAAUAUCUCGAAAUCAGUCUGGCCCACACAGCUAUAGAAAAGAAGCUAAAUUUUUUGAACCAGAGAAAAAUUGAACAUUGCGAUCCACGGAUUUUGCCUUGUAGUUGCACCAUCUAAUCAGGAACUUCCCCUGCAGCUGCACCACCCACCACCCACAAACGAAAGUUAUAUUUACGACGCAAAAACAAAACAAUCGAAACGACACCCACGCACCAGCUGUUUUGAUACCGAUCGGCGAUAUCGAUAUCACACUGAUGAGCAACAUUGGUAGAAAAGAAGAAGCAACAGUUGUGCAGCGAAAAACUUAAAAAAAAUUAUAGGCAAUUAAAGCCGGGGUCUUUGUGGGCCGAAAUAUGUCUGUGAGACUGCUGACCGUGCGACUGAUCAAACAUGGUCGCUACAUUUUGCGCAGCUAUUGUAAACGUGAUAUACAUGCCAACAUUUUGGACCAGAAUCAAUUGAAGACAAGAAGCAAGCGAGGCUUUCCCCUACCCUCCUCCGCUGCCCAUGUGCUCCGGACAACGCCCCAGCAGGCGGCCAAAUCGGUGGUAAAUGUAGUGCCCCGAACCACUACUUCCCCAGCGGGAACGUCCCUGAGCGGCAGCACCAACACUAGCAGCAGUGGACUCUUUCGAGUGGGCCAACAUGCCCGAAAACUCUUUAUCGACAAUAUCCUCAGUCGGGUGACCACCACCUACUCAGAGGAUCUUCGCCAGCGAGCUACCCGCAAGCUGUUCUUCGGCGAUUCAGCUCCAUUUUUUGCCUUAAUUGGUGUUAGUCUGGCUUCAGGAUCAGGUGUCCUCAGCAAGGAAGAUGAACUUGAGGGCGUGUGUUGGGAGAUUCGGGAGGCAGCUGGCCGGCUGCAGAGGGCCUGGAACCAAGACGAGAUCUCGGAGACGCUGGACAGCAAGUUCAGCAUAGAUGACUUAGAAAUCGGCCCACCCAUUGCCAAAGGUUGUGCCGCUGUGGUCUACGCAGCUGGUUUUAAAAAGGAUGGGGCUUCGGAAACACUUCCACCUGAUGCAGUGCAUUCACAGGCAUCGCCAGCCUUUGCUCCAAAUAGCUGGAGCGCCCACGAGAUGAUGUCACCGUUGCAAAACAUGUCGCGAUUUGUCCACAAUUUCGGCGGCUCUGUUGAUAACAUCUUUCACUACAGCCAACCCUCGGCUGCAAGCGAUUUUGUGGGCGCCCAGGAGAGGGAACUGGAGCAGCAGCAGCAGCAGGACCAAGAGCUUAAAAGCAGUGCCUUUAAUGUGAAUUCCCCAGCGAAUUCAAGGAUCAACAGCUCUGUGGACAACUAUCCCCUGGCCCUCAAAAUGAUGUUUAACUACGAUAUCCAGAGCAAUGCGUUGUCUAUCCUGCGUGCCAUGUAUAAAGAAACAGUUCCGGCCCGUCAGCGAGGAAUGAAUGAGGCCUCUGAUGAGUGGGAACGUUUGCUGCAGAACCAAACGGUCACCCUACCCCCGCAUCCCAAUAUAGUGUGCAUGUUUGGAUUCUUUUGUGACGAGGUGCGCAACUUUCCCGAUGGUCACCUCUUGUAUCCGGUGGCCCAGCCGCAAAGGAUCAAUCCCCAGGGCUAUGGUCGCAACAUGUCGCUGUAUCUGCUUAUGAAACGCUAUGAUCACAGUCUGAGGGGAUUGCUCGACAACCAGGAGCUAGACACACGCACUCGCAUCCUGCUGCUGGCACAAAUGUUGGAGGCUGUCAAUCAUUUGAGUCGCCACGGAGUGGCCCAUCGCGAUCUGAAGUCGGACAAUGUGCUAAUCGAGCUACAGGAUGAUGCCUCGCCGAUUCUGGUGCUCUCGGACUUCGGCUGCUGUCUGGCAGACAAGGUGCACGGUCUCCGGCUGCCGUAUGUAUCGCAUGACGUGGACAAGGGUGGUAAUGCGGCGUUGAUGGCGCCUGAGAUCUUCAAUACGAUGCCCGGACCAUUUUCCGUUCUCAAUUACGGCAAGGCUGAUUUAUGGGCAUGCGGUGCCCUGGCCUACGAGAUCUUUGGCAGCCGUAAUCCAUUCUAUUCGAGCAGCGGUGGCCUAGCACGCGAACGUGGGGAACUGACGCUUUCGCUGCGAAACAGCGAUUAUCGGCAGGAGCAGCUCCCUCCGAUGAGCGAUGCUUGUCCGCCGUUGUUGCAACAGCUGGUCCACAACAUCCUCAAUCCCAACCCGUCCAAGCGGGUCAGUCCGGAUAUUGCGGCAAAUGUGGUGCAGUUGUUCCUGUGGGCCCCGUCCAACUGGUUAAAGGCAGGCGGAAUGCCCAACAGCUCCGAGAUCCUCCAGUGGCUGCUAUCGCUAACUACCAAGAUAAUGUGCGAAGGUCGUCCGCAGCUUGGUGCGGGAUUGAUGCCAGUGGUCACUAGUGGAAGACGUGCCUAUGUAGAGUACCUGCUUAUUUGCAGUUUCUUGGCACGCGCCAGACUCCGUCGCAUUCGUGGUGCCCUUAACUGGAUCCAGAAUGUGGUGGCGUAGGCCACAUGAAAUAUAUCUGGAUCGUGGGAUCAGGAACCUUCUACUUGUUACUCUGAGAAAAUCAAAUGGAAAAGCGUGUGAUACCUAUAUUUUACAUAUGUAUUUAUAAAACAAAUCAAAAUUAACCGCA